Vidua chalybeata is the source of this 2811-nucleotide messenger RNA. RefSeq names its product peroxisomal biogenesis factor 13 (gene PEX13). Gene Ontology annotation, cellular component: peroxisomal importomer complex; peroxisomal membrane; peroxisome. The record is from RefSeq and is a predicted model, not a curated record. Bases 77 to 1264 code for a protein of 395 amino acids. The transcript is spliced from 4 exons. NCBI's taxonomy places the organism in Eukaryota, Metazoa, Chordata, Aves, Passeriformes, Viduidae. Gene Ontology annotation, molecular function: protein binding. Gene Ontology annotation, biological process: protein import into peroxisome matrix, docking.
CCGAGCGGAGCCGAGCGGCGCCGAGCCGGAGUCGAGGUUGAGCCGAGCGAGGCCGAAGCGGCGCUAAGCGGGCGCGAUGGCGGCGACGCCGCCGCCCAAGCCCUGGGAGUCCCGGCGGCUGCCGGGCACCGCGACCGCCUUCCAGUCUGCUGACUUGGGUGACAACCUGCUGACCAGGCCUGGACAGCCCACGGUGGCACGAAUCCCUCCACCCAUUUUGCCAAGACCAUCCCAGCAAACGGCAAGCAGCAGUCUGAGCGCUUUCAGGCCGGCCUACAGCAGCUCCUUUUCCCCAGGCUAUGGCUCAUAUGGCACCUCUUUCUAUGGAAGCUAUAGUCCCUACAGCUAUGGCUACGGAGGGCUGGGCUAUAACCGCUUCUGUGCCGAUGGCAUUCCCCCCAGCAGGUUCGUGCAGCAGGCUGAGGAGAGCAGCAGAGGGGCCUUCCAGUCCAUCGAGAGCAUUGUGCACGCCUUUGCCUCGGUCAGCAUGAUGAUGGACGCGACCUUCUCAGCUGUCUACAACAGCUUCAGGGCUGUGCUGGAUGUGGCCAACCACUUCUCCCGCCUCAAAAUUCACUUCACCAAGGUGUUUUCAGCUUUUGCUCUAGUGAGAACUAUAAGGUACCUCUACCAGCGCCUGCAGCGCUUGCUGGGUCUGCAGCAGAGCUGCGAGAACGAGGAUUUGUGGGCUGAGAGUGAGGGCAAAGUAGCUCGUGCUGGCCUUGAAGACAAGGUGGCUAACUCUGCGAAAUCCUGGCCCAUUUUCUUGUUCUUUGCUGUUAUAUUGGGAGGCCCCUACCUGAUUUGGAAGCUGCUUUCUACAUACAGUGAGGAAGAAACAGUGUCUAGUAACUGGGCGAGUGGAGAAGAUGACCAUGUAGUUGGAAGAGCAGAAUAUGAUUUCAGUGCUCUCUCAGAAGAAGAAAUUUCUUUCCGUGCUGGUGACAUGCUAAGAUUAGCACCCAAAGAACAACAACCCAAGAUCCGUGGUUGGCUUCUGGCUAGUUACGAUGGGCAGACAACAGGACUUGUGCCAGCUAAUUACAUCAAAAUCCUGGGCAAAAGAAGAGGUAGGAGAACAGUGGACCUUGAAAGGAUUCCAGAGCAGCGGCCAGCAUUUCCCAGCACAGCUGUCAGAGGAGCCCCUGCUGCUGUGACUUCUGAGGAGCAGGAGGCUGCUUUUGAAACUGUUUUUGCUGGAAGCAGCAAAGUUCCUGUUGCAUCGGACUCUGCUGUGGCUGGAGGAGAAAAGCAGGAACUCUGAUGCACUUUGAUCAACAAAGCAAUUGAACUGUGCUUUAUUGAUACCACUUAGGGUUUGUUGAAAAUCUGGUUUGUAGUGGAGCACUGGUAGGUCUGUACCAGUUCUUGCUGCUACUGGCUGGUGAAGGGAUGGAGAAAUGAUUGCUCAAAUUUGUGGUAUUUAUUUUUGACUCACCUAAGGCUGUACAUCAGUGAUUCUAUCCACCCACCUGGCAGCAACUCUAAGAUCUUGAGUUAGGAGAAGUGAGGCAUUCAUAAAAAAGCAAACAAAGGAAUAAAAAUAGGGACUGCCAUUCUUGCUUAGGAGACAAAUUAACACCCAGUCUUUGUAGGAGUAUCGAGCCUCUUCAAUGGAUGUGCAAAGGGAAGAUUGAUUUCUGUAAGAUGCCCUCCAAAACAUCACCCUCAGAAUCAUAAAGGAGUAACACAUUGUCUCCCUGUGAAAGGAGGGAGCGUUGCAGGAGAUGCACACAAUGGAAUAGUGUUAGAAGGUUUAAGUUGCUUUCUAUAAGAAGUAGGGUUCUGUCAUAAAGAACUUAGCUCUCAGGAAAAAAGGGACUUGGGAGGAAGGAGAGGAGAAAUAGAGUUUACAAAGGGAGAGCAGUGAGGCAUCACCAGUAGUUCCAAGCAGUUCUAUUUUGUUUAUUAAAAGGACAUUAGAAUAAAGGGUAUUCUGCAGUCAGGCACUCAUUAGUUGUUACUCCCUUAACUAACUUUGCAUCGCUCUUGGCCAUUUUGUGAUGUAGCCUGUUAGCUGCCUAUCAGCUACCAUCUGCACCUCAACUUACUUCUGUCCAUUAUUGAUUUUAUAUGAGUGUCAAAAUAUCUCUCCUGCAUUUUUGAGCAGCAGGAAAGCCUUGAGUUAGGGGAAGCUGAAAGUAAUUGGUGCAUCAAAAAAAAAGUAACAUUUCUUGCUAAUUGUCUCAGAGAAGGUCUUGGAGUUGGACAAACUUUUCAUGCUGCCUUUCAGGUGGUAAAUUUUGCAUCUGCCCAUAGAAUUUUAGGGCUCCAGUUGAUCAAAAGCCAUAAAAAUAUUGGGACUGUUUAAAGUAUUUUCUUCAUAUGGGUGUUUGAGAAUUCUGUCUUGAAAUACUGUUUUGGUUUUUUUGUUAAAUGAAGCAAAGAUUAUUAAAACAUUUUUUUUUCUUUGUAGUAUGUAUGUAUAAUGUGUUGAACUUCUGAAGGUUACAUCAGUGAAUUAAAUAACUGAGUUUGUCUUAAUCAUUAAAAUAGCUGUUUUAUUUUAAAGUUUCUUGAAAAUGCAAGUUAGGCACAGGCCUUUUCUUAAUUGAUUGAGUAGUUUCAGUUUGACCAUUCCUACAGGGAUCUUCAACACCCAUUAUGUGUUAACAAAGCUUUCAGUAUUUAUAUUUUAAUGGCAUUUGCUGGCCUUGGGUUCUUAGAAGUCUGUUCAACACAACAAAACUCUAUAAAAAUGAUCACAAUAUUAUUGAGGUAGAGUGGCUGAAAAGACAAAUGUUAUGCUGGAACCUUGAUUUGAAAGUAAUCUCUGAAUGCCUGUUGUUAAUAAAUAGAACAUGAAUUUAA